AUGAACGCCGCACGCUUCCUCCGCCCCUUCUCCAGGGCCGCCGCUGCCCGCGCGCCCAUGGCUGCCCGCCCAUCCGUUGCCGCCAUGGCGCGUCCCGCUCUCCUCGCGAGCCAGAACAAGAAGACCGAGGUUGGCCCACAGCAGAUGACCGUCCUCAAGUCGGCCAUGCCCCAGCUCAUUCCCUUCUUCUUCGUCAACGAGACCACCGUGGCCUUCAUCCUCCUGCCAUCGCUCAUCUACGUCUUCUCCAAGUACAUCCUUCCCCAGCGUGUGCGCCUGUUCGCCGCCCGUCUCUUCAUCAGCAAGUUGUAA
Molecule: messenger RNA, 312 nt
Organism: Alternaria postmessia
Lineage: Eukaryota; Fungi; Ascomycota; Dothideomycetes; Pleosporales; Pleosporaceae
Exons: 2
Coding region: 1-312 (103 amino acids)
Biological process (GO): proton motive force-driven ATP synthesis
Molecular function (GO): proton transmembrane transporter activity
Source: RefSeq, a predicted model, not a curated record